UUUAAAGUCUUUUAAAUCCCAUUUCUCUACAAUUAAGAGACAUAUAUUUAGGAGAAUCCAGAGAAAUGUACCAUUACUGAGUACAGCUGCUGUGCAGUAUUAUGUAUAGUAACUUCAUAGUGUGCUACCAUCACUAUUUUAGCUCUUCACCAGUAAUCUAGACAGCAGAUCACUUAAGGAGAUUUCAAGUAUAAGUAACAGUUGUUUAUCCACUAGAGACCAGGGGAAGUGUUGGAAGUCUGUCCAUGUAUGGAGCAGGUCUUGUGAGCCAGAAGUUUGACAUCUCCUUUGGGACAUACUAGCUGCAAAGAUGAACCCCUCCCCUCCCUAGGAGAGGCACUUUAUAAAGUAAGAUUCCCAAAGACAGCAAGGCACAGCAGCUCUCUCUAGUAACGAUGGCUAGCAGAAAAACCAAAAAGAAGGAAGGUGGUGCCAGACGUGCUCAGAGAGCAUCUUCUAAUGUCUUUUCCAACUUUGAGCAGACACAGAUCCAAGAAUUUAAGGAAGCCUUCACAUUAAUUGAUCAGAACAGAGAUGGAUUCAUAGAUAAAGAAGACUUGAAAGACAUCUAUGCUUCUUUGGGUAAAACAAAUGUAAAAGAUGAAGAGCUAGAAUCCAUGCUCAAGGAAGCUGCUGGACCCAUUAAUUUCACAAUGUUUUUGAAUCUCUUUGGAGCAAAGUUACUUGGUAUGGAUGGGGAAGAGACCAUACUAAACGCAUUCAAAAUGUUUGAUCCAGAUGGUAAAGGACACAUUCACAAAGACUAUGUGCUUUGUGGUGUAUAAACUUGAGACAAGUGAACUCCUCAGUGCCUCCC
This is a messenger RNA of Chelonoidis abingdonii (Abingdon island giant tortoise), 817 nucleotides long. Lineage: Eukaryota; Metazoa; Chordata; Testudines; Testudinidae. The record is from RefSeq and is a predicted model, not a curated record.